AUGACACAAUCCGUAUCACAUUUUGGAAGCUUUGAUCCAGAUAAAGAAAGUUUCGAGCAUUACAAGCAGCGUCUAGAAAACUUCCUUAGAUUGAAGAAUAUAUUCGAUGACAAAAAUCUCUGCGCGAAAGUUUUGUUGAAUUGCAUUGGUUCAAAAUAUUAUGAAUUAUUGACAUCACUGACUGCACCAAACUUGCCAACAGAGAGAACGUACGAACAAUUAAUGGAACUACUAGAAACUUACCUAUGUCCAAAACCAAAUGUAGUGGUACAGCAACAUCGGUUUCUCUCAUGCGUACAAAAGCCAGAAAACAAUAUAGCAGCAUAUGUCGCUGAAUUAAGAAAAUUUAUCAUUACUUGUGGAUUCAAUUGCGAAUGUGGAAGAUCUGUUGCAGAUUUAUUUCUACGUGCUCAAUUUAUUCGAGGACUUCGUGACACAACGAUUCGAGAAAAACUUCUACAGACAACCGACUUGACAUUCAAAAAGGCAGUGGAUACCGCUCUUGCUCUAGAAGCAUCAAAACUGGACAACCAUGAAAUAUCAGGAACACCAGCAGGGAAGAAGUCUUCAAUUGAAAAUGUGAAUCGCAUUUCAAAGUCCCGAGAUAAAUCAAGUAAGCGAGCUAGCCGAUCAAAUAACCGGAACAACCCUGGUAAAAGUCGCUCAAAUAGUCAAGCACGGUCUAAAAGCAGAAUCAAUUAUCGCGCCCUAGGAUUAGAAAAUGUAUGCAUUCGUUGUGGUCGUAACAACCACAAAACACAAGAUUGUCGCAUCAACUUCAAUAACUUAAAAUGUCACGCUUGUGAUAAAACAGGUCACGUAAAAAAGGUCUGCAUUUCGACAUUAAUGAAAUCAAAAAAUAGCGAUACACUUACGCUUGAGACGAACACUCAGGAAGAUAACAAGAAGCUCAACGAUACUAACAGCAUUCAAGAUUUCUACGGAAUCAACGAGGUAAUAGUUGAUAUUUAUGAAAAAUCGUCUGUGGAAGCAAAGAACACAAAGAAGUUCUACGCAGACAUAAAUAUCGAAGGGAAAGCACAAAGAUUUGAAGUAGACUCAGGAGCAGGAUUUACUCUUUUGCCAAAGAGCCAUUACGAUACUUUAAAUUUGUCAACACCGAUGCAUUCAACAAAAAUUCGUUUUCGUUCAUAUACAGGAGAAAUCUUUCAACCAUUAGGAGUUACAGAGGUCCCAAUUGAAUAUAAAGCAUCAAAAGCAAAAACAAAAGAAAUUAUGUUUAUUGUCGAAAGCGGCACUCCACUACUUGGCAGAACGUGGAUCCGGCAUUUAAGAAUUAAUUUACUCGAUCUAGAUAAAACUCACAUUCCAGAAUCUAUGUGUUCAGAAUCGAUUAAUUGCCUAAAUACACAUAAAGAUGACGUAAUCAAAAUCCUGCAACAAUUCAAUGAUAUUUUCGAACCGGAAGUAGGAUGCAUCCCAAAUUUCACCUGCUCAUUGAAACUACGGGAAGAAGCAAAACCCGUGUUCUUAAAAGCUCGUGAUGUUCCAUUUGCACUCCGAGAUAAAGUCGACACAGAAUUAGAUACAUUAGAAGCUCAAGGCAUUAUUUCAAAAAUUGAUUGCGUCGACUGGGGAUCACCUUUAGUAGUUAUUCCGAAGCCAGAUGGUUCUGUUCGGUUAUGUGUUGAUUAUAAAAUUGCAGUAAACCCCCAGCUAAAAGGAGCUCAUUAUCCGAUUCCAAGAAUUGACGAAAUUCUAAACAGUCUUAGAAAUGCAAAGUUUUUCUGCACACUUGACUUGUUCAAAGCAUACUUGCAUGUUGCAGUGGAUGAAGAAAGCAAGAUUAUUCAAACCAUAUCAACCCACCGAGGUACCUAUAAAAUGAAUCGGCUGUCUUUUGGAAUCAAAACAGCCCCCAGCGAAUUCCAUAGAAUCUUAGAUCAAAUUCUAAGUGAUCUCGACGGGAUAACCACUUAUUUCGACGACAUCGUAGUGAGUGGCUCAACAUACAUAGAAUGUAAACAGCGAUUAAUUGCUUGCCUGGAAAGACUGAAGAAAUAUAAUUUACAUUUGAAUCAAAAGAAAUGUCGAUUUUUCGAAAAGAAGAUUUCUUAUCUAGGAUACAUAAUAGAAGAAAACACAAUUUCGAAGUGCCCAAACAAAGUAAAAGCAAUUCUAGAAGCACCGAAACCUAAGAAUACUGAAGAUGUAAAAAUAUUUUUGGGAUUAAUUACGUACUAUUCCAGGUUUAUCCCAAAUGUGUCCACAAUUACAUACCCGAUUCGACAACUAUUACAGAAGGAAAAGAAUUUCUCUUGGUCAUCCAGCUGUGAGGCAGCAUUUAUUAAAUUAAAAGAAGAAAUUGCCAGUGACCGGGUAUUAAUGCCGUAUAAUCCUUCUCUCCCAGUCACAGUAGCAUGUGACGCGAGCCCAACAGGAAUCGCGGGAGUACUGUCACACAUUGUAGAAGGCAUAGAAAAACCAGUAGCUUUUGUAUCUCGUUCCCUUACGAGAGCCGAACAAAAUUACAGCCAGUUGGACAGGGAAGCCCUCGCCAUUAUAUUUGCAAUCCAGAAAUUCUAUCGGUACGUAUACGGACAACCGUUUACACUAAUAUCGGACAAUCGUCCUCUAACCAGAAUCUUCCAGCAUAAUACAAAACUGCCUGCGAUCACUUCCGCACGAUUACUGCGAUAUGCAACAUUUCUAAGCAAUUUCAAUUAUAAAGUAGAGCAUCGUAAAGCUGAGGACCAUGGUAACGUCGAUUAUUUGUCGCGCGCAUCAUUAGAAAUCAAGUCAACCGCACAGGAUGAAGAUGAAGAAAUCAACGACCAGAUAAUCAAUCAAAUAUCCACUACAGUUAUCACUAGCAAAACCAUCGCAGAAGAAACCAUAAAAGACGAAGAAUUAUCACAGCUAAAAGAAAACUUAGCAUCUGGAGAAACAUAUGAUCCAAUUUACAGCCUGCAUAAUGGUAUUAUCUUCCGAGGUCAUCGAAUCUUCAUUCCCACUUCAUUACGUCCAGAGAUCUUGAAAGAGCUGCACUAUACUCACCUUGGCAUUUCAAAAAUGAAGAAGUUAGCUAGGCGAUAUUGCUACUGGCGGAACAUCGAUAAAGAUAUCGAAGGGAUAGUACGUUCAUGUCUAGAAUGUACGAAAGGACAAAAUAAUCCUCGAAAGGCUCCACUCCACCAUUGGGAAGAGCCCGAGUCCAACUUCCAGCGUGUUCACAUAGAUUACGCCGGACCAUUUCAAGGUCAUCAGUUCCUUGUUCUUGUUGACGCCAAAUCUAAAUGGCCGGAAGUUAGAAUCACAAAAGGAACCCCAACGUCUGUUUCAACUAUCCGUUUUCUAGAAAAUAUUUUUAGCUCACAUGGAACACCUGAAGUCUUGGUAUCCGACAACGCGACAAUAUUCAAAAGUGAGGAAUUUACACAAUUCUGUCAAAGAAAUGGCAUCUUUCAAAAAUUCAUUGCCCCAGGACAUCCAGCAACUAACGGGUUAGCAGAAAGGUACGUUCAAAUUCUCAAGAAGAAGUUGAAAGCAAUGGAAUCCGAUCCAAGUACAAUGACUUCAAAAGUAGAAAACAUUCUAUAUCGUUUCCGAGCCACACCAUUACACUGUGGUAAAAGUCCAUCGGAGAUUUAUCUAAACAGGCAAAUUCGAACAAGUCUAGAUUUAUUACGCCCUCCGAGCAUAAGGUCGACGUCCACUCAAGAAUGUCAUGUAAGUCAAUUAAGCGUGGGAGACAGAGUACAGUCUCGAGCAUACAGUGGAACUCAACGAUGGAAACUUGGCGUAGUCACGAAAAAGUUAGGUCGACUACAUUAUUUGAUACAUUUAGACGAAGGAUAUCUCAUCAAGAGACACAUUAAUCAGCUACGUCAGAGUGAAGUCCCUAAGGAAAAACCUGAAAGGAAAUCAGUCCAUUUUGGUCCAGUAACCAGGAACUGGUACCCAUUACUAGACAACAUACCAGAGCCCCAACCAAGAACUGAAGAGCAGCCCCUCCAGGUACAAGCCCCAGAGAAGGACCCUGUUCCGGCAGCGCAAAAUAUUCAGACACCAAUCGGAGAAAGUGCCAUAAGGGAAAGCCAGAACCAAGAUCCACCACUUCGCAGAUCUGAGAGGAUCCGUAAACCUCCGACAUAUUUAGACAGUUUUGUUCCCAAAUGA
Cyphomyrmex costatus is the source of this 4140-nucleotide messenger RNA. RefSeq lists its product as uncharacterized. NCBI's taxonomy places the organism in Eukaryota, Metazoa, Arthropoda, Insecta, Hymenoptera, Formicidae. The transcript is spliced from 2 exons. Gene Ontology annotation, molecular function: nucleic acid binding; zinc ion binding. Gene Ontology annotation, biological process: DNA integration. The record is from RefSeq and is a predicted model, not a curated record. Bases 1 to 4140 code for a protein of 1379 amino acids.